This is a messenger RNA of Pocillopora meandrina, 408 nucleotides long. NCBI's taxonomy places the organism in Eukaryota, Metazoa, Cnidaria, Anthozoa, Scleractinia, Pocilloporidae. The record is from the annotation of a GenBank genome assembly.
AUGCUGCGAAUGAUCGCCAUGGCUACAGCUUGCACUCUGAUAGCGCUCCACCAUGUAUCAAAGAAUCCAUUUCGAGAUCCAAUGGCCAACGGAGCCGAGACGUUGUCCCUUACUGCUUUGAUAGUAAUUUCCAUUAUCAAUCUUACCAAGGCAACCCUGAUAUCAUUUGGCAUCACAAUCACCGGGCCUUACAAAUAUUAUCUGGAAACCAUGGAGUGGUUUGAGGUUGGCGCGCUGGCGGCUGUGCCGGUUACCCUGUCUGUUUUGGUCAUUGGUGCCAUUCUCUCCCAACUCGUCCGGGCUUUGUUUUUCCUUUUGGAGCAAGCUGCUAGAUGUUGUUAUUGGCAUGGCAGUGCUCAUUGGUCCAAAAAGGAAGAAAGAAAGCCCCUCUUGGAUUACACUCGUUGA